Messenger RNA from Endocarpon pusillum Z07020, 1068 nucleotides. RefSeq lists its product as uncharacterized. The transcript has a single exon. The record is from RefSeq and is a predicted model, not a curated record. The coding region runs from base 1 to 1068 and encodes 355 amino acids. Lineage: Eukaryota; Fungi; Ascomycota; Eurotiomycetes; Verrucariales; Verrucariaceae.
AUGCCAGCCUACGCAAGUCUUGUCCUGACAUUUUCAUUCAUCCUCAUCACCCAAAUCUCCUUCACGUCUGCAGAUUGGGACAACCAAUUAUUAGAGAAGUUCUUCCCAGGGUACAACGAUGGCUUCCAACGUAUCCUCCGCGAAAAUUGCUCGGAGCAGUACGCCGACUAUCUCGUCAACAAGGAUAACUCUAUAAAAGUCGACUCUAUACUACGCGGUUUUGGCCUGGACAGGCCACACUCUCCAGUUGUGGAAUGCAUUCUGAACGCGGCUCCCGAGUUUGUCAAGUCCAAGAUGGCCAGCGCUCAAGUCUUACUCGGUCUAACGCCAACAAUUCUCGCGACCCUAGGAUCCAGCCCAUUGGAGACGGCAAUGCUUGCUAUUGUGGCCCGGCGUCCUCUUCUUGCGCUGUUUCUAGCCGCUGGAUCUCCCAGCGUGUUCGCUUUUCGCUCUUUUGAAUACACUAAAGCGAUUGAGGAUCUUCCUGAAAGACACAUCGAUAGACCGCGUUUUCUGCUCCGAGCACACAAGGUGGUUGCGAUUUUGCAAUACCUUCUCGCAGCUGCAUCCAUCGCCAACGUCGGUGAACUUGCCUACCGACUUGGAGCGCUGGUCAUUGUUACCAUCACGCCUAGUAAGGAGUACAUUGUUGCUCUUUGGGCAUUUCUUGGUAUGAUUAUCCAUGUUCUAGGAGUCCUUACUCUUCGUCUUCGUAUCGAGAUGACAUCAAAGACGACAGAAAACGGAAACGCCCACCGUCAUCCGCACACAUUAAACCUUGUUACAAGUCAAUCCGAACUAUUGGCGCGACAAGAGGCUAUUCGGAUGACCAUACUCCCAGAAUCUUGGAAGUUCUUCCUCGCUUCGUGGGUCACGUCCACCUUUACUGCUUGCCACAUCAUUUUUGGCACGCUAGUAUUUUCUACCAUGCUGUUCAUCUCGGUAACGGACAGCUUGAUCGUGAUAGCUCGCUUGAUGGCUUCUGUUAUUGCAUGCCGAAUCAUUCUGAACUCCGAGCUUACCACCCUUCCAAAGGCCAUUGAAGUAGAAAAUAGAGGCAGAAGCUAA